Messenger RNA from Culex pipiens pallens (northern house mosquito), 3534 nucleotides. RefSeq names its product box A-binding factor-like. Lineage: Eukaryota; Metazoa; Arthropoda; Insecta; Diptera; Culicidae. The transcript has 6 exons. Gene Ontology annotation, molecular function: zinc ion binding; RNA polymerase II cis-regulatory region sequence-specific DNA binding; DNA-binding transcription factor activity, RNA polymerase II-specific. Gene Ontology annotation, biological process: negative regulation of transcription by RNA polymerase II; cell fate commitment; positive regulation of transcription by RNA polymerase II. The coding region runs from base 962 to 3298 and encodes 778 amino acids. The record is from RefSeq and is a predicted model, not a curated record.
UCGGCCCCGGUCCAGUCCUGCUGCGGCCUCGCAGGAAUUCCAAGCCCGGGCCGACGGCGGCGCUGGUUAUCAGUGCCUUUAUUUUCAUUUUAUUGCACACGGCAGAUAAGAGGGCCUUUUUAUGGUACGCUACUGACAUUUAUGGUCUUCGGGAGAGGAGGCCCAAGAACCGAGAAGAGUUGGUCCAGGGGGCGGUCCGUGAGUAGCACUAAUAAGCCCCGAGGUUUGGCUCUAUUGUGAGGAUGAUGAAGAAGAGGUUCCUCCAAAUUAGACCAAGUAAUAAGACGAGUGGUGACCCCGAGGACUCUGGCGCCAACAGAUGGCAGUUGGUUGACCUAAGCUCAAAAAGUGAGUCACAUGUCAAAAACUUCAGAAGCUCCUCCCGGUGUCAUUCUGCACAGUUGCAAAACAGCUGCAAGAGUGCUGGGCGUAGGUCAAGAUCGGAUAAGAUACCACACCCCGCGACUUGCUGUUUGCCGUUGAGGGACCAGAUAUGGCCAAGAAUCAAUCUUAACUCUCUCGAGGUGUCAUCGGUUGGCACCGAUAAAGCGAUUGCUUAUCGGGGGAAAGCCGGGCAUCGAUGAUGAUGAACGAUGAGCAGGAGGAGGAGGAGGAGGUCUUUGCACCAGGUGUCAGUGGUCUGCAUUGUUGUACACCAGGUACAUCGCGAACAUUUCUUGACACUUGACAAGCGAAUGGCUUCAAUUGCUUGUCGGUAGGAGUGGCGUUGGACUUUGAGCUUGGGGCCGAUUCAGGUUCUGUUCACGUGAGAUUGCCUUCCAGAGUUGAUCUAGAUUGAUUGAAAGAUGUGAACAACGUAUGGACAUUUGUUUUGCAUAUUCUUGGUAGCUUAAUGGGAUUGUUUCAAAUACCCUUAAUGUUAAUUGUGAUGUUUUGAUAACAAAAUGAAAAAAAAAAAUAUUCCAAAAACCAUUGAAGCGUCUGAGAAUACAAUGCAAAAAUGCAUCAAUCAUCUUGGACCAACAUCAUAAUUACGAUGACAGUCAUCGCCGGCCAAGCUUUCCCCAACGUUACCGGAAGCGAUCUGUUUGAACGGAAACUCCGGCCAACGGAUGUUGCUUUAUUGGCGCGAAGCUUAGCUCGGUGCGCGUACGCUCCACGUAGUCACCUUGCGACAAAACCGAUGCGCAUGGAAUCCAGAGACUCGAAGGACAGCACGUCCAAGACCGACGCGGAGUCCCCCGAACAGCACCAACCGGUUCAGCAGGAUCAGCAGCCGUUGCAACAGGUUGAAGUUCAGGAAAUCAUCGUACCUGCCGAGAUGACCAACGCUGAGGGGCAAUCGCCGGCUUUACCGACGGCAGUGAUUAUCAACCAGCACAAGCAUCGAAUGAUUACGACCUCGGGAGAAAUUGCCGAGUCGCACGAGAUUCCACAUCCGGACGCGACGGAAUACGAAAGUGUGGAGUAUCAUCAGGCUACGGUGACUACCGCCGGAGGUCAGACGUACGCGUAUGAGCAGAUUCCGACUAGUCAAGGGAAUAAUGGAGCGGGAGCUUCGCCGGUGCCGCAGUACCUGAAACGGGAGUCCAGCUUGGAAAAGGAGCGGCUGGUCGCAGCUGAAGCCCACGGCCAGAUUCCUGUGCAGACCCAAACCAUUUUCGUAGAGUACAAAAAUGAAGUUGAAGAGCCUGUGCGAUACGGGAACCCGUCGUUGGUUCGAUACGAAGACCUCAAGUACCAUCCACACUACUUGCACUAUCAAAAACCACAUCCAAGUUUGGCCAUUCCUCACCAUGCGCAUCCACACCACGCCCAUCAUGCACAUGUGCAACAGGUUCAACAGCAUCCUUCGCAGCAGGAGGUUGAUUCCUCGAUAAAAGCAGAACAUCUGGAACACCAACACCACCAACAGCAGCAACAAUCCCAUUCCCAACUCCAGCACCACCAUCAAUCGCAACAACAACAGCAACACCAGCAGCAAGCUCAUCAACACACCAUCCACAUCUACGAAACGCACGAAGCUGCUCAAGCUGGAGAAGUCCAGCAAUCCGAGGCUCCAGCCAGUGAGGUUAAGACGCACUAUACCAACCUGGAACCGGUGCACUCGUUGUCGUCCUCGCAGAACUACUACAUCGCUCCGGAAAGUUACCAAUCUACCGCCAACUACCCGUACAUUCCUACGAAAGAGACGGUGUACUACCAUUCCGCAAGUCCGAACACGGUACUGUACAAGAGCAGCGAUCCCACGCUCACCUCUUCCUCGAUAAUACCAACCAAGCAGAUUCACUACACCUCGCAGAACCUGUACGAGAACACUCCGGCUCACAACAGCAGUUCUCCUGGAGCUCAGCAGAUGUAUCCGUACUGGAAUGGAAACAUGGACUACACUACGACAUUCACCGGAGCGGUCGUCAUGGACCAGGCUCCUUCCGGCGGAGCCGAGUACGGCAACAACGGACAGGCGUGGCAAAUCGGUAGCUUGAACGACGGCUACGAACCGUCCAUCGGACUGCCAACCGAGCAUCGCGAGUGCGUCAACUGUGGCAGCUCGGACACUCCCCUGUGGCGAAGGGACAACGUGGGCCACACGUUGUGUAACGCGUGCGCUCUGUACAACCGCCAAAAUCCGGGAACCAAUCGGCCACCGAACCGCAGCCAGAAAGCCAAGCAGGCACCGAAAGCACCAGUACCUGGAAACCGGCGAACGGGCGUCACCUGUGCCAACUGUCAGACGACGACGACCACGUUGUGGCGCAGGAACAACCGCGGCGAACCGGUGUGCAAUGCGUGCGGGCUGUACCACAAGCUGCACAACGUGGACCGGCCGCUGACGAUGAAGAAGGAUGGGAUUCAAACGCGGAAGCGCAAGCCCAAGUCUAGUCAAUCGAUACCGUCGCUCAACGGGAUGGUGAGUGAAAAACUUCUCCCGUCGAUGAUCCCAAACCAGCUGCAUUCGGUCGGAGGCGCCGCCUCCGUUGCCGCCGGUGGACCUCAAAAGUUGCUCCUCCAACCACCGCUCAGCCACAUGGUGGCCGUAUCGUCGUCCUCCCAAUCGAUGGAUCUCCACUCGAGCCAUGCCAUCACGUCGUCCUCCGCCUCGUCGGUGUUGGCCCCGACCUCGUCCGCGUCGGGCAUCAACUCCGCCCAGGACCAAAGAUUCGUCGACAGUACUUCGACGGCCAGCAGCAUGUCCCCGCAUCUGCCCAGCAGCAACAGCCUGACGAGGCACGUCACAACCAGCGUACCAACCUUGGACACGACGAGCCGACCUUCGAACGGAGAAAUCACCAGCGUAAUCACGAGCACCGGGGUCACCGAACGGUCCAGUAAUUAGUGCCUAAACUUUAGAUAAGACUUUUCAAUCACCAAAUAUUUAGUUUUACGCGUAAGCCAUAUGAGAAUAAGAUAGUGAAAGUUUAAACCGAAUAGUUAUUUAAACUAAUAGCUCUUAGAACAACAAUCGCUGAAGGAAGCAUUUUUUUGUCAUAUCUCAGUGAAAGUAAAGCAUUUAGUUAAGCACCCGAGCAUGUUAAAUAUCGGAGGAGGAAAUAAAUGUGCGUUCCGAGAUUA